AUGGUAGCCCAACCAUGGACCCUGCUCUGCAGCCUGCUGCUAUCGUUUUUGGCCUGGACGACUGACGGUUUUACCCAUCAAUUGCAAGUAGUUUCAAAGAAUGCCAUUCGAAUGGCAUCUUCCACAGAAAUUGCCUCUAAUGAUUCGUCACCAACAGGUGACAAUGGGAUGUUGAAAAUAAGUGUGGCGUUGACUCGGGAACAAGGCAAAAACAACAAACUGCAAAAAGCACUGGACGAGCAUCAAGGCAUUGAAAUGAUGCCAAUGAGCCUGAAUGCCAUGGAAAUGCCGUGUAUUGAACAUGCCCCAGGGGAUGAUCAGAGCACUCUGGUCGAUAUACUAUCAACCGACAAGAUCCAGGAAUACGAUUAUGUCGUCAUUACGUCUCCAGAAGCAGCCCGGGUAUUGGCGGCAUCGAUUCAAGAAAGCACUGCUGAUCGAUUGGGUGAUGAUGUCCAGGUGGCAGCCGUUGGAAAGGCGACGGCCAAGACUUUGGAAAAAUUGGGUCUCUCGGUAGACUUUGUGCCCAGUCAAGCAACAGGAGAGACAUUGGCAUCCGAACUACCGCCAAUAGGCGACAACAACAAUAAUGAUGGUCCUACCAGGAUUCUCUAUCCUGCCUCGGCUAAGGCCAAGAAUGACAUUCAAGAGGGAUUAAUGGCCAGAAAUACCAAUGACACUGUCAUAUUUGAAUUUACCCGACUCAACACGUACGAUACCGUUUCGGCCACUUUCAAUGACGAACAGUUGUCGCUGAUUGAUGACAUUGAUGUGGUUUGCUUUGGGUCUCCGUCUUCUGUGACAGCUUGGUUGGACAAUGUCGAUCGAGCCCGAGGCUUUACGGAACUUUCGGACGAAGAAAAGCGAAUGAUGGGUCCUGAUGGCAAUGGCAACGUUCUGGCUGCCUGUAUCGGAACAACUUCGGCGAGAGCUUGUUUGGAAUCGGGAAGAUGGCACGCCGCGGAUAUCUACUACCCAAAAGUCGAUCCAGGAGUUGAAAACUGGGCUUGGUCCACUGCACAGGCCGUGGGAGAUGUUGUAGAACGAAAGUUUUGGGAGGAAAGCUAUGCCGAUUGA
Molecule: messenger RNA, 1077 nt
Organism: Seminavis robusta
Lineage: Eukaryota; Bacillariophyta; Bacillariophyceae; Naviculales; Naviculaceae
Source: the annotation of a GenBank genome assembly